AUGUGCGGCACCAAGAUCAGCUACGCCUGCUCGACCACCCUCAUGUCGCAGUCCACCACGUGCGGCUGCGAUAGGGUGGUGGCCUGCGGCAAGAGCACCCUCUACUGCGGGACCUGCAGCCACCCUCGCUGCAGGGAGCUGCGAGGCGAGGUC
Molecule: messenger RNA, 153 nt
Organism: Lasiosphaeria miniovina
Lineage: Eukaryota; Fungi; Ascomycota; Sordariomycetes; Sordariales; Lasiosphaeriaceae
Exons: 1
Source: RefSeq, a predicted model, not a curated record